CAGCAAGCCGUGGAGAAGUAGAAUGCUUAGAGAAAGAUAAGACAAAAGUUAGAGAAAAAUAUAAAGAGUGGUUUUGUUUUGUGGCUGAGAGUUGAGAGUUAUGAGAAGCGGCCGGAGAAAAUGGUGGCUGUGGCUGUCGCUGCUCGCGUUUCUGUGGGUGCUGCUUUGCAAUUGCAAUUGCGUCGGCGCCGGCGCCGGCGGGGAGGCCGUGAUUGUGAAAGUGGGUGUGGUGCUUGAUCUGAAUUCCACCGUGGGACAAAUGUCGAAAACCGCCAUCCAAUUGGCCCUCUCCGAUUUCUAUACUGCAAAUCCUAAAUAUAAAACCAGGCUCUCCCUCCUUUUCAAGGACGCCGGAGAUGUCGUCGAAGCUGCAUCUGCAGGCAUGGAGUUAUUAGGAGAUGAUCAAGUAGAGGCCAUAAUCGGACCUCAGACUUCGGAGCAAGCGGCGUUCAUGGCAGAGUUUGGAAAGAAAUACGAAAUUCCGGUGAUGUCCUUCAGCGCAACAAGCCCCUCCCUGAGUCCGAGUCCAUAUUUCACGAGGCCAGCCCAAAGCGACUCGGCGCAGGUGGAGGCCAUCAACGCCGUUAUUCAAACCUACGGGUGGCGAGAGAUUGUUCCAAUUUAUGAAGACGCUCAAUUUGGACAUGGCAUCAUCCCGUAUCUGGCCGACGCCCUGCAACUAAAGGGCACCCGAUUCGGCUGCAGAGUCAUCAUCCCCACCUCCGCCACUGACCCCGAAAUCUCCAGGCAGCUCCGGAGGGUGAGGGACAUGCGGAAGAGGAUAUUCCUUCUCCACGUGACCGCUCCUGUUGGGUCGAAGGUGUUCACUGUGGCCCAGACGGAGGGAAUGAUGGGCCAAGGGUACGCCUGGAUUGUCACCGAUGCCCUUUCCUCUAUGCUUGAUCCAACAACCGACUCUCAGGCUCUGGAUUCGAUGCAAGGGAUCGUGGGUGUAAGGCCGCGCAUGCCCCACACCGAGAAGCUCCAACAUUUUCAAACCAGGUUCAAUAAACUUCUUCCACUUUCUUCAGGUGUGCACAAUAAUCCAUCCGUCAAUGUUUUUGCAGUGUGGGCGUACGAUACGGUGUGGGCGUUGGGCAUGGCAGUGGAGAAAGUGAAAUCCAAUGGGAAAAGGCUUGCGGAUGCAGUUGCGAACACAAGAUUUGAAGGGAUUAGUGGAGAUUUCCAUUUGGUUAAGGGAGAGUUGAAGAGGAAGGGAGCAAGUUUUGAAGUGUUCAAUGUGGUGGGUGAGAAGGAGAGGAUCAUCGGGUACUGGAACCCGACCCACAACGAGGAUGAACAAGAAGGAGUAGUGAUGACGACGAUGAAGCAACCCAUCUGGCCGGGAGACGUAAAUAAAACGCCUCCCAUGAAUUUAACAAUUGGGAUUCCAGUGAAACCGGGCUUCACGGAGUUCAUACAAGUGGACAAGCAGGACCCUAAAAAAUCGUCCGGAUUCUGCAUCGAUGUGUUCAAGAGUGCGAUUGAAGUAUUACAUCUUCCCAUAGAUUACAGGUUCGUCCCUUUUGCGAAUGAAAGUGGGGAGAGUAAUGGGACCUACGACGAGCUUCUGCUUCAGAUUGGGGAUCACAAAAUGGAUGCAGUGGUUGGAGACAUCACCAUAAUAGCGAAUCGGUCGGAGUUCGUGGACUUCACGUUGCCUUAUUCAGAAUCGGGGGUGUCGAUGUUGGUUUCCAUGACAAGUGAUAGGAAGAAGAACAUGUGGAUAUUCUUGAGGCCAUUCAAAUGGGAUUUGUGGCUUCUUUCCUUCGUCUCCUUCGUAUUUACAGGCUCUGUGGUUUGGUUACUGGAAUGCAGUGUCAACACUGACUUUGGAACAGGGCCUCCACAGCAACAAAUUGGCUUCAUCUUCUGGUUCAGCUUCUCCACUCUCGUCUUUGCUCACAGGGAAAGAAUAUUGAACAAUUUAUCGAGAUUUUUGCUGAUCAUAUGGGUUUUCGUGGUACUAAUCCUGACCCAAAGUUACACCGCAAACUUAUCAUCCAUGUUGACUGCGCAAAGGCUGAAACCUUUGUUUGCUGAUGCGAAUGAGAUCAGAGAGAAGGGUUACUUCGUGGGUUUUCAGAACGGUUCCUUUGUAAAAGAACUUCUAAUAACUCAGUUAGGGUUUAACGAAACCAAGUUGAGAUCCUACAGAAGCCCAGAUGAAUUUGAGCAUGCCCUGACCAGCGGAACAGAUAAUGGUGGAGUCGCUGCCAUUUUUGACGAAAUUCCUUACAUCAAGGUCUUCCUUUCCAAGUAUCGUUCUGGCUUUCAGAUGGUCGGUCCCAUUUACAGAACCGGUGGAUUUGGCUUCGCUUUCCCAAAAGGAUCCCCUCUGGUGCCUUACUUUUCAAAGGCAAUACUGGAUGUGACCGAAGAUCAAAACAAAAUGACCCCAAUUGAGCAGAAAUACUUCUCGAAUCGAAAUGUUCAAAUCGCAGAUCCCGACGAUUCAAGAUUGGAUGCUUACAGUUUUUGUGGCUUAUUCAGCAUAACCGCAGUUGCCACUUUCUCAUCGUUGUUUAUAUACUUGACCCAGUUCUUCCACUCGCAUUGGCCGGACUCCAGCACCGUCCACUCUGAUUCUCCACUCACCGCCAAAAUGGUUGAAAUGGGCAAGCUUUUUUAUGACAAACAUUUCCGCUCAUCUUCUCUGCAAACAAGCGAUUCCAGAGUCCACCCUGAAAUUACAGAAACUACUACGCCGCAAACGGACCCCGACCACAGCAAUUCCACUGAACAGCCACAGAAUUUGAGCGUAGUAAAUGAAGACCAAACCCUCGCGAGGGAGCAUAAUACCCAAUUCAUCGCUACCAAUUAGCUCAGUGCUUUCUUUUCUACAUUUCAUUCACAGUUUUUUCCCCUUGAUGUAGUGAAUUAGUAGCAAUCGGUUUUAGUGUAAUUGAAUAAUUUAGGCUUUUGUUGAUAAUGAAUAUUUUGAACAUAUAUAUAUA
Momordica charantia (bitter melon) is the source of this 2957-nucleotide messenger RNA. Its product is annotated as glutamate receptor 2.9. Gene Ontology annotation, cellular component: membrane. Gene Ontology annotation, molecular function: ligand-gated monoatomic ion channel activity. The record is from RefSeq and is a predicted model, not a curated record. Lineage: Eukaryota; Viridiplantae; Streptophyta; Magnoliopsida; Cucurbitales; Cucurbitaceae.